This is a messenger RNA of Pimephales promelas (fathead minnow), 2025 nucleotides long. NCBI's taxonomy places the organism in Eukaryota, Metazoa, Chordata, Actinopteri, Cypriniformes, Leuciscidae. The record is from RefSeq and is a predicted model, not a curated record.
GACAAAGUAAUUACUGAAAUUGGGCAGCACUUGUUGAACAAAGGAGGGAUAUCAGCCAAAAAUCAACAGUAUGUGCGGGAGAAGAUGCGAGAAUUGGGACGGUUGAUUCACAAGGCGAGGAGAGUCACCUCGUUAAAAACGAUGGAAGAUUGUGUAAAUCCAAAGAAGUACAUGGAGACUGUCAAAGCUGUGAAGUAUACGUGUGGGUAUGACAGUGAAACAGACAAGUUCAUGAUUCCAUCGCUUGCAAAUAAGCUUGGGAAUUCCCUGGUUAAAGUGAGCAAACUCUUAAAAGCUCAGGGAUUAAUCUCAAAUGACAAACAGCUUGUUAAGAAUGCCAGUGAGUUUCUAGAAGUCCAUCAGAACAAGUGGAACGAGUUGAUCUCGGCUACAGCAUUGAGGAACAUCAGUGAAGCAAAGUGGAAUGUGCCCACUAUCAUGCCCUUUACUGAAGACGUCCAGAAAAUGCACACACAUCUCAGUGAAGUGCAAGAGAAGUGGUUCAAAACACUCUCUGGAAGUCCCUCUACUAAAACCUGGAUGGAGCUGGCAAAGGUGUGUCUAGCCCAGAUGAUUCUCUUUAACCGCCGCAGGGAAGGAGAGGUUUCGAGUAUGCCUUUGUCUGCAUUUCUUUCAAGAGACACUUCUCAUCCACAUGAGGAUGUGGACUGGGCACUUUCUGAAGUGGAAAAAAAACUCUGCAGACACUUCACAAGGGUUAUCACAAGAGGAAAGCGUGGUCGACCAGUUCCAAUUCUUCUGACUCCAAAAAUGCUAUGUGCCUUAGAACUCCUUGUUAAGCAGAGAGAGGUUUGUGGGGUUCUGAAAGACAAUCCCUAUAUGUUUGCAAGACCAGAAGCCAUGACACAUUUUCGAGGGUCAGACUGCCUCCGUGGCUUUGCUAAGGUGUGUGGCGCAAAGUGUCCCAAGUCACUGACAUCUACAAGACUGCGAAAGCAUGCCGCAACGCUUUCAACAGUGCUGAAUAUGACAGACACCGAGAUGGACCAGCUGGCAAACUUCCUUGGACACGACAUAAGAAUCCAUCGUGAGUUCUAUCGACUCCCUGAGAAGACCUUGCAACUUGCCAAGAUCAGCAAAGUUCUAAUGGCACUUGAACAAGGAAGAUUAGCUGAGUUCCAUGGCAAGAACUUGGAUGAAAUUGGGAUAGAUCCUGAUGAAAAAGUUCUUAACUCUGAUGAGGAAGACGAGAGCAUAACAGAGGGACUCUGUUCAUCUACUGUUGACGAACCAUCUUCAGAGGUGGCACUUCCUCCUACCGAGAGGAGUGACAUGCCGCCACCACCCAAGAGACGCAGACUACCAGCAGAUGAAGAGAUGCCUACAGAAGCCAGUGCUGUGAGGCCUUCUUCCAAAGGUAAAAGUACCCAGAAGACACCCUGGCAGCAGACAGAGGUGCAGGCGGUGGAAAGGCACAUGCAGCGAUUCAUCACAUCGCUCACUGUACCAGCAAAGAGCGACUGUGAAAAGUGCUUGAAAGCUGAACCAGGAGCACUGAAGAACCGUGAUUGGAAGAAUGUAAAAUUUUACAUUUAUAAUCGUAUUACAGCUUACAAAAAGAAAUUCCAGUGCAAAUAAUAAUAAUGUGAACAUCAUGGCAGGUUUUGUUCAAAGAUUUUAAAGGGUUAAAGAUGUUUUAAGGUUUACUAUCCCUUUAAAACUACAGAAACACUUGUAGGCUAUAGAAUACUUUUGUUUGCCAUAUGUUUUAUGAUGACUGUGAUGGCCACCAGUCGGAAAACAUUGAUCAAACAACAUUUCAAAUAGAGUGUCAUGUUUGCAGUACAGUAUGUUUAUGAUGACCGUGAUGACCACCAGUCGGAAAGCAUUGGUUGGACAAAGUUAAUUUAAAGUCGUAGUUUGUUUAAAUUCACAUGUAUGUGAAAGGAAGCAUGUGUGAAAGUUAUUUUAUUUUAUAUACUUUUAAUAUCAGGACCUUGUUUUUAGGUAUGACUUCAUUUUGAGUUUUGUGAAGCUGAGUUCAAUAAAAGUUGAAUUCCGCAA